GGCGGGCGCGGAGGAAGCAUAACAAAAACAGAAAAGCAUGCCGUCUGUGGGAACCAGCAGCGAAAGUAGCUGCAACGGUGUGGAAAAACCUCGGCGUUCCGUAUUUGCGCGUGCUUGGGCAAGUGCGGAAAAAUGAGCGUAUUUUUGCGGGCAACGGACUGUGUCAGGGACACAGUCGCCGAACCUGAAGGCGCGUUCACCGUAUUCAAGGUUCAGAGAGAAAUGCAGCGUCUAAUAUGAGAGCCGCCGCAGUUGUAGCAUUCUCAACAACAGAGGAUCACAGGCGUGCGACAGGUGACAUCAGCUGCCAUCAAUGCUGUCUGCGUGGUUGACGUGCUGCGCGCUGUGGGUCUGCGCCCACAGCAGCUCGCCCCCGCUGCUGCUGGUUCUGUCGCUCGAUGGCUUCUGGUACAAGUACCGCUCUCUCUACAAGACGCCGCACCUGGAUCGGCUGGCUGCCGAAGGCGUGCAGGCCGAGUACCUGCGCAAUGCGUACGUGACGAAGACCUUUCCCAACCACUUCACCAUCGCUACGGGCCUUUACGAAGAGAGCCACGGUAUCGUUGGUAACGUAAUGUUCGACCCCGUGCUGAACGACACCUUCGACGAGUCGAGCCGCGAUCCCAAGUGGUGGGACAACGGCCACUCCCUGCCCAUCUGGGCGGCCAACCAGCUGCACGGUGGCCGCAGCGGCAGUAUGAUGUGGCCCGGCGGCGACGUGGCCAUUCACGGCGUGACCGCGCACUACGCGCAGCGCUACGACUCGUCGUUCAACUUCAGCGAGCGCGUCGACCGCGUCAUCAGCUGGUUUUUGCAUCCGCGGGAGCCGGCGAAUUGCGUCUUUUUCUACUACGAGGAGCCCGAUGCGACCGGUCACCAAUACGGGCCGCUGUCUCCUGUCACGGGUGCGCGCGUCGAGCAAGUCGACGCCCUGGUGGGUGAGCUGGUGGCAGCGCUGAAGCGAGCGAAACUGUGGGACCGCAUUCACCUGAUCGUAGUGAGCGACCACGGCAUGGCGCCUGUGACGAGGGUGUCUGCGUUGGAUGAGGUGCUGCCGCCUGACUCCUUCCGUGCCUACGGCACGAGCCCCGUGUGGAACAUACUUCCGGCACAGGGUCGCGAGCACGAAGUGUACACAAGGCUUUCGGAAGCGGCCGCGCGACUCCACAUCCGAGUGUACAGGUCGAACGAGAUUCCGCCCGAGUACCACUACCGACACAAUGUACGCAUCCUUCCCAUUCUGGCCGAAGCUGAGCCAGGAUGGGACUUGGUAAUCACGAAGAAGUCGGAGAGAGAAAAUCGUACCUAUGGAAACCACGGCUAUCGUCCCAGCCUAGACUGGAUGCGGCCACUUUUUGUGGCUAGAGGCCCAGCACUGAAGAAAGGCCAGCACGUGGGUCCACUGGCAAGCGUGCACCUCUAUCCGUUCAUGGGCCACCUGCUAGGCCUGCCGUCAUGGCCGUCCAAUGGGUCUUUGCAUGCUGUGCGGCACAUGUUCCAGCCGGCUCCUAGCAACCUACCCCUUCUGCUGGCUGCUGCCAGCGUGUUCCUGUGUACCACUGUGGGCCUGGUGGCGCUGGUUGUGUGCGGCCAGCCGCACAGCAAUUCCAGCCAAGAAGAUGAGGAGCCCCUGCUGCUGCUUUCUGCCUGAGGCUACCCUGCCCCGGCACAUGUCUAGUCCAGCAACAAUCCAUUGUUGCCAGUAUAGCCUCUUUUAAGGCGGGACGUGGCAGCUAAGAUAAUUUCGAUUACCUACACACGAAAUCUGGUGAAAUUUGACAGGAAUGAUAUUUUACGGCAGCGUUAAAACUAAGAGUGGCCCUCUUAAGGAUGCUCUUGUACACUCGUCAAGUUACGAGGUUCAUUCAAGUUAUAAAUACCUUGAAUUUUAAACAGAACAGCAGAUGAUAAGGGCAUAACCUUCUCCUCUAUAGCGCUAUUCAAAAUUCCAGAUUACAACCCAAAAAGCUCAAAUUGCAAAUCAAGUUGCGAAAUUGAAUGUGGCCAAGUUAACCGACUGCAUGAAAUAUUUAUUUGUAUACUUAUGCCCAUAUUUUUGUGCUUCACAACUGUCUAAAUGAACUGCAGAGGGCCACAGGAAAAAAAAAUUGAAAAACCAAAAAUUUGAUAAAGCCACCAGUCUUAAUUGCCACGUCCCUCCCUUCGUGUGGCUUGCAUUCACUGCAUUAGUUCUCAAAGGGGCUCGUUUGCUUGAGCUGCCUUUGUGGUAUCAGAGUACAACGAAUGUUCCCGUCUAUCAUGGCACUGAGUUCUGGCAAUUUUAGCUGAGGGUAGUACAGAAAGAAAAAAGAAAGGCAUUGCUAAAAAGUGUCACCUUACCCGGUACAUUGAUCGGUUGAGUACUGCACUGCCUGAGCUAGUUUGGGCUGCCAGCACUGACUGAUUUCAUGAGGCACUGUGUGUGUUUGUGUAUGGAGUCAUUCACUGUUAAAGUAAACAUCUCAUUAACACUCAAGGCAUAAAAACUUCAGCCUUGAUUCUCUCCUUAAACUGAAGAAAGUGGCCAAUCUAGUGCAUUAGGCUGACGUCCGUCAGUGAAGGUCUUGAAUAUUAGUGCAGUGUUUCCAUUACAGUGAAUGACCCUGUACGUGCUGGUGUCAGAUACCACGACACGAGUAUCAGUGACAGGCGGACCUAGUGUAGCUCAUGUUUCAGAGACCUGCUUACAUAUCUGUACCAUAACUAAAGCAUUAUCUGUGUUCAUUUUACUGAACCGUACAGUUUAAUAUGCAUUUUUUUUUUUUUUUUUGCUGCGGCACAAUCUUUCGUAUACUGCAGCUCUUCACAGAGCAAAUAACUGUUAACUUACGAUUUCCUUUCAAGGUGACUUUUAUUAUUGUUCGCUCUUUUGGCAGUGAGACUUUCUUUACUAUACGUUUUAACUUUUAUCAACAUUCUUUUGUCGCUUACUUUUUUCUGGUGUGGCUCAUUGCUCAUAACUUUAUUAAGUCUCACUACUAAGGAGAUCUCAGGCCUAUACCUGUUUUGGUGCGUGUUGCACCUAUAUUGCUAGACAUCACAGCAAUGAUACAUGUGAGAUGGCCAAGCAUAAAGCCGCUCAAGCUUGCCAUCAUCACCUCAAGAUCUGUGAUGGCUUUUUGAAAACAAGGGGCUGUGAAGAAGCCAAGGCACGAAUGAUGGUAGCAAUGUAAGAAUAAGAGGCUAUCUACUGUCUACAAUGAGCAGUUUGCUAAAAUUUUGCACAGACCCGAGUGGCAUUAUGAGCUGUGGGAUGUGAGGAUGAAAUAGCUUUAACUGGACUCUCCUGUUGCCUCUAAAAUGUGGCGGGGCAGCACCAACUAACUGCAUGACGUGUUGGAUGACUGGAUAGUGUUGCUCUGUGUUUAGUGUGUGCACAAGUCGUUUUAAUGACUUGCAUUUCAUGUCCAAGGAAGUGGCUGAUAACACUCGCUGUAGCCAUUUUAGUCAAAGUAUAGUCUCAUUAGAUUGCACCUUGUCUUCUCAGCUAUACUCUACUCAAGCUGACAAGACUCAAAAUUGAUAUUAGCAACUAAAUUAGCCAACAGAUCUGUUUCUCAGGUGCAUCUAGAAAGCUGUGUUUCUCAUGCUUUUUCUCCAUUCAAUCAUAUGAAAACUGCUUGCUAACAGAACAGGUGCAAAAUGUUGCAAUCAGAAGUCUUGUCCAGAAUGAUGAAAUGUCUCUUAUUCACAUACUUUGUUUAGGAAUGUAUAUUUGUGGAGUGCCAGAUAUGUCAGUGUGAUUUGCAUGUCCAAUUAUGGUUAGAUAACACUUUUAAACUUCACUUCUGUGUGUCCUUUAUUUUUAGGAAGGACUGUCUGUUCUUUCUAUAUAAACUUUUUUUCUGUAUAACUUUUGAGUUGACAGCAAUGUUUCACAGAUGUGGGGUGCACUGCUAAUGUGCUCAUGAAUGCGAGUCAACCUAAUGUCCGAGCACUGAUUCAAAAGGGCCAUGGCAUCAGUUUUUCCAGCAAACCUUUAGACGCAUCUUUUACAACAAACGCACUGUGCAGAACUUGAUGCAGGCUUGUGAACGUUAUGAUGGCCUUGCAUCACAUAUGUGUGCUCCAUAUUGUAUGUAUGCAUAUUUAUGCCAUCCCUCAAUUUUCAGUAUGCUCAUUUUUGUACAGCCUCAUAGAUAUCCAUGUGCUUGAAGAUAAGCACUUUUUGCCUUUGUAAAUACAACAGCUGACUUCAUGUAAUGAUUUUGGUGGCAGAGAAUGGUAAGGCCGGUACCAAUAUUACGGUAUCAUCUGCAGCAAAGAACUUUGUGAAAAAGAUGUUGGAGCUUUUGUUUUAAGUCUGGGAUUGUUAAACUUACUGUGUACUUCUGUUUCGGAUCAGUUAUAUGCAUACGAACCAUGGUAUUCGUAAAGGGAAUGCUGCAGUGCAAUACAGUGUUUUUUAACGUCAUGGCCCUUUUGAUUAAUGAGCCUCGACACCCAGAAAUGGAAAGUCUCACUAAAGCAACUUGUUGCUGUUGUGUUGUUAAGUUUUUGGUUGUGAUCUGUUCAGAAAUGUAUUUUUGAAAGUUUGUUUCUACAGUACAGUUCAAUAGAUGUCGGAAAAGGCAGAGGUCUGGCAUGCACACAAAUGCCAGUUUUUCUGGUAGUUUUCUUAAACAUUUGUUCAGUCAUACAGUUAUGCAGGGUGCCCCAGCUUACAUGUGCCACAUUUUUAGAGUCAGGCCUUGUAUUUUAAAUAGUUGUUAGCAGCCAUGUAUAAAUAUGCUUUCAGUAUCUUUACACCACAAUGAGGGCAUUGGAUUUGUUACUUUUUAAACUGUGCAUGUUUGCUGGGACACCCUGUAGAGAUUUUAAGUUGCACUUUUUCACCACUCUGUUGGGUUUGUAUUUCUGUUGUUUUAUGAACACACGACAAUAUAGUAUUGUUUUACAAUGUUGUGAUAUUUAUUAACAGAACGUGAAUGUAAAUUAAAAAAAAAAAAAAAACAGCUGCAUGCCAUAAAAAUAGUUCAUGGCAUUCACAUCACUGUUUCGUGCACAGAAUAAAAUUGUUGAAUUGCA
This is a messenger RNA of Dermacentor silvarum, 5028 nucleotides long. Its product is annotated as bis(5'-adenosyl)-triphosphatase enpp4. Bases 314 to 1651 code for a protein of 445 amino acids. The transcript has 3 exons. The record is from RefSeq and is a predicted model, not a curated record. Lineage: Eukaryota; Metazoa; Arthropoda; Arachnida; Ixodida; Ixodidae.